Messenger RNA from Acanthocheilonema viteae, 1728 nucleotides. The record is from the annotation of a GenBank genome assembly. Lineage: Eukaryota; Metazoa; Nematoda; Chromadorea; Rhabditida; Onchocercidae.
AUGAGGAGCGCAGCAACGGCACAUUCGAUUUCCAUCAGUGGUUUAUCGUCGACAUCUUCAUCGUCUUCCUCAUCCCCAUCUUCCAACUCUUCAACAUCAGAUAUCACUGAUCUCUCCAAAGAAGCAUUUACCAAGCAUCACUUCACAAAAUGCGCGGAAUUACUGAGAAAAGCUUUGGAUGAAACUAAAGAUGAUGCCGAACGACGUCGUUUGUAUGCCAAUUUAGCUCUCUGUGAAGCGAAGAGCAAAGCACAGUUAUAUACUGCUAGUUACCAGACUGAGCUUCUCAAUAUUUUUCCCAAACUGAAACCCGGUGGGGAUUACAAUUUAGAUGAUAAUGACGAAGCAGUUGCUGCAUUCAACCUAGCACUAAAUGCUUUUGUUCGAGGAAAUCGGCGAACUUGUCUCGAGAUUCUGCAAUACGUGAUGAAUUCUGCAAUACGUGAUGUUAAUACUUUAUCAGAUACACUCUUUUGUGCCGUUUCGUUAUUGGAAAUUGAAGUAAGUCUAACUUUAUGUCAACCAAAAUUAGCACUGAAGCAAGCAAUCAGACUUCGUGAUAGCACUACAUGGCGUCGAGCAAACUUUGUUCAGCGUGAUUAUCUUGCUUGUUUGGAGUGCCGUAUACGGUGUCGCCUUGCACAGACGUCAUCGUUGAUCGACUUUACUUCGAAACCUGAGUUCUUGCACUGGUGCCUUGUCCAAUCAGAGUUUGAUGUAAAGAAUGGUAAUGCAACACGCGCGGUAAAUCGACUCUUGAAAUUCCGUCCUUCGCUUCAGGAUGAAGAACGCAGACUUGUAGAUAAUGCGCUUGGAUGCGUUUACGCUUUAUCGCUAAAGAAGAUAAGUUUGGCUGAGUCAUAUUUUCGAUCGGCAAUGUUGGUAAGGCAAGAAAGAAGAAAAAGUUGGCAGGAAUCAACAGUACCCAGACAUUGCUUGAUAUAUCACGCAGCUUUGGCCCAGUUGCACUGUGGAAAUGCGGAAUCUGCCUUUACACUUUUCCUUUCUAUCCUUCCAUUUUAUCCAAAACAACCCCGAAUUUGGCUGCGAAUUGCGGAAUGUUGUAUAUAUGCAUUAACAAAGAAUGGAAAUGAUAGCGUGGAUAAAGGACAAACGAUAGAAAUUGUAGGAACGGCACAGAACAGAUAUGCCAUCCUUCCAUCUAUCAGGGGAAACAACUGUAGUAAAGAAGUCGAUGAGGUACGAGAAAAUCAGAUUAGUUGGGAAUUUGCUGCACACUGUAUUCGAAAUGCGUUAAUUCUAACAGGCACUGAGCGGGAUUGCGUAUAUUUGCUUCCAUGGUUAUAUGCAGCAUCAUCCUUCAUUAAUCUGAAUCUUGGUCGUUAUGGUUUAGCACUGAAGGCAGCUUGUCAGCUGGCCAGUUUACAACAAGUUUCUCCUCAUCACAAGCUUAUGGCAGUGCUUUUUAAAGCAGAAGCACUCAUGUUGUUGGAUCGUUUACCAGAGGCUGUAGGAUGUCUGACACAAGCUGUACCACUCCAAUCCAUGCCGAGCACGAUGUCAGCUGUUAUCUAUAAUAGAGCAUUGUUACAAGCGUUGAGUGGCAAUUUCCAUAAAUCAUUGGCAACCUUUGGGCUGCUCGGAACACAAUGCGAUAUAACAACAAUUCCGGAAGCAUUAUCCCUCGGUGUUUAUAUUAACAUGAAAUUAGAUAAGGACGAUGAGGCAAAACAUCUGCUUCUGCAACAAAUACAGAAAAUGAAAUAA